AAGACCCAAAGUCAAGACUUAAGAUACAAGCAGUGAAGGAUGGCGGUGUCAGAGAUCUUAGCAAUGAUCCCAGCUAUCACAUCUUCAGAUGCCACCAGCCUCUUUAUCUCCACAUCUUCUCAAGCCACCAGCCUCAACACCUCCACAUCUUCAGAAGUAAACAGCCGUUACACUCCCGGGGUCCUGUUAUUUACAGCUAUCUGCAACAUUCUUACGUGUGCUGUGGGAACUGUGGCGAAUGUGAUGGUGGUGGUGGUGACCCUGAGCUGCAAGAAGCUACGCAGCAACCACCAGACGGCCUUCGUCGUCAACCUGACCAUCUGCCUCAUCCCAAUGUGUUCCUUCACCUUGCCCCUGAUGGUCGCUAGGGUCAUCGAAAUCUACAUGCGCAGUAAAAACAUCCCAGAAAUGCUCCUUUGGGUAGCCUUCACGAGUCACGUGCUUCUCCAUCAAAUCCACAUGCACACCAUCUGCGCCAUGGCUGUCAAUAGGGUGGUGGCGCUGAGGUCCCCAGUGUUCUUCAAGAGGAUGCUGAGGUCAUCUGUAGUGGCUCUCCAGCUGGUGCUGAUCUGGGUCCUCUCCGUCAUCCUCUGGCUCCCUCUGACUUUGAUCCGAGAUAAAUUCGAUCUUGAUCGGCUGAGAAUUGCUAUGGACAGCCUGGGCCUGAUGAAGCUCUACAUUGCUCUCAACUACUUCCUGCCCUUAUCUAUCACCAUCAUCUGCUAUCUCCUCAUUUUCUUCAAGGUUCGCUAUGGAAUAGCAGAAAGGGACGGAGGGCGUCCCAAAUGGGAGCAAGAAGUCUCCAGGAGCAUCUUCAUCAUCUUUAUCAUCCUAGUUGUGUGCAGUUUGCCGCACACCAUCAUCCACUUGGUAGACUGCGAGUGUGCACAGGCCUGGGUCCUCAUACACACACUUCUCUUUGUCCAGUUCUGCCUGGACCCGAUAGUGUAUGUUGUGGUGAGCUCGGAGUACCGCAAGAGCUUUGUAAGAUGCUUAGGGCGAUCUCACACCUCCAGAGAUGAGCAGAUGAUGUUUACCAGUAACCCAAGUGUCUCAUAG
Messenger RNA from Procambarus clarkii (red swamp crayfish), 1059 nucleotides. RefSeq names its product somatostatin receptor type 5-like. Lineage: Eukaryota; Metazoa; Arthropoda; Malacostraca; Decapoda; Cambaridae. The record is from RefSeq and is a predicted model, not a curated record. Gene Ontology annotation, molecular function: G protein-coupled receptor activity. Gene Ontology annotation, cellular component: membrane. Gene Ontology annotation, biological process: G protein-coupled receptor signaling pathway.